Molecule: messenger RNA, 1440 nt
Organism: Calypte anna (Anna's hummingbird)
Lineage: Eukaryota; Metazoa; Chordata; Aves; Apodiformes; Trochilidae
Gene: KRT23
Product: keratin 23
Molecular function (GO): structural molecule activity
Source: RefSeq, a predicted model, not a curated record
AUGACACAAUCUUGUUGCUGUAGUCAUUCAUCGAAGGGAAACUCCCACAGGAAAAGGCAUAAAGCUGCUUAGGGAAGGCUAAGAAGCUGCUCAGUGCUAGUCAGUCAAACAUUGGGUUAGAUUCACACAGAGCUAAACAUGAGUACCAGCCAAAGCCCUUUUCAGAUUUUUUCUGGGUCCCUCAGGGGUAGUUCAGGGUGUGGUUUGGCCCAGCAAGGAACUUCUUACAGACCUUCAAGUGCAGAUGGUGGUGCUAGCAGCACACAUACUUCUUUCACCUCUGCCAGACCCCUCUGGCUGGCUGCUGGAGGAGGGGCACCUUGGGGAGGCUUCGGCGAGCACCAUGGGGAAAGCAUCUUCCUGGGUGGGAAUGAGAAACAGACUAUGCAAAACCUGAAUGACCGUUUGGCUGCUUAUCUGGACAAAGUCCGUGCCUUAGAAGCAGCCAACGCUCAGCUGGAAAGCUGCAUCCUAGAGUGGCACAAGACAAAGUCUCACGGAAAGAGGCAUGACUUCCACCAGUAUGAGCAAAACGUCACUGACAUGCAAAGACAGAUUGAGGAUGGCAAGAUCACCAAUGCCAGUAUCCUUUUACAAAUUGAUAAUGCUAACAUGGCAUCAGAAGACUUCAGGCUCAAGUAUGAAGCAGAGAAGUCUCGCAGGCAGGGAGUGCAGCUGGAUGUUGAGAACCUGCGUAAGGAACUCGACGGUUUGACCAUUAUUACAACAGAUCUGGAAAUGGAAAUUGAAGGCUUGCGAGAAGAGCACAUCCUCAGGAGGAAAGACCAUGAAGAGGAUAUGGAAGCAAAUCGUUCAUCAAAAGACUUCAAAGUUAAUGUAAAAGUAAAUGCAGCACCUCCUGAGGACUUAGCCAAGAUUCUGGCAGAAAUAAGAGAAGAUUAUGAAGCCAUAAUUGAAAAGAAUCGUCGCAGCCUCGACAACUGGUACAAAGAGCAGAGCACAACCAUGUCCUUGGCAGCAACCCCCAACCCCGAGCAGAUUCAGCGCAAUGAGAACGAGAUCAAGGAUCUGACACGCACGUUACAGUCCUUGGACAUCGAGCUGCAGGCACAGAUGAGUAAGAAACACAUGCUAGAAGACACCUUGGCUGACACUCGGAAUUACUAUGCUGCUGCACUUCAAAAUAUGCAGCAGAUCAUCUCCAAAUGUGAGGAAGAGCUCAGCCAGGUUCGUCAUGACAUGAAGCAGCAGAACAACCAAUACAAGGUUCUCCUCGGGAUCAAAACUCGGCUGGAGAAGGAAAUCUCCACUUACCGCCUGCUGCUGGAAGGGAAUGUUGAUGGGACAGCACAAAAAUCUGAAUCAAAAGCUAAAGAACAUGCUGGGCUGCCCAGUCGGAAGAUCACAGCAAUAGUGCAUGACAGUGUGAAUGGGGAGGUGGUAUCCUCCACCAUCAAUGAGAUCCACCAGCAAGCAUGA